Pestalotiopsis fici W106-1 is the source of this 441-nucleotide messenger RNA. RefSeq lists its product as uncharacterized. The coding region runs from base 1 to 441 and encodes 146 amino acids. The transcript has a single exon. Lineage: Eukaryota; Fungi; Ascomycota; Sordariomycetes; Amphisphaeriales; Sporocadaceae. The record is from RefSeq and is a predicted model, not a curated record.
AUGUCCAGCUCCAACAAUAAGACCGGCUCAGCUCUUGGCAACUCCAGGGGCGAGAGUCCCUCGGCCAAGAAUGGCUUCAUAGACUCCCGAUCCAACUACCAAAUCACCAAGCAAGGCGGCUGGAAGUCCAUGUACCACAUGAUGUUCCACUACAAUCUUGAUCCUACCAAGGACGAAGACUGGCAAGAGGCCAAACGCAUCGUUGAAGGUGUUCGCCAGGGAGAUAUGGAUCAAGCCCGAGCAGAGGCAUCAGGCCGUGAGCGCGGCGUCGAAAAUGAUGGCGAUGGUGGUGGCGAUGAUGAUGAUGAUGUUGAUGAAUAUUGUGACGACGACGAUGAUGAUGAUGAUGAGGAGGAGGAGGAGGAUUAUGAUGACGAGGAUUAUGAUGAUGGUGGGGGAGACGAUGGUGAUUGUGGCUCUGAUGAUUACGAAGACUACUAG